ACUGCGUACUGACCAGGUUUUCAAAAUUUCCUGGAAUAUACGCUAAACGCAAUAAGAUUCCUUAAAAGAAAGCGAAAUCGCAAAAAAAAAACAUUUCAACAUGACUUCAAUGCUAUACGACUGUGUCUCUGCUUCAUCGAAGGCUCUUAUUAAAAAUAUCUGCAGUAAUACUAAAGCAACAGGGCGCUGCUUUUGCAAUAGUAAAGUAUAUUUGGCGGUUAUGAACGAUCCUAUGGAUCAUGCCACUGGUAUCGAGAAACGGGAAUUGGAACAAUUGAAGGCUGGUAAUAAAGAUCCUUGGCUGCUUGAUACGGUCUUAAAACGCGGACCCGGCACCAGGGAGCAACCAAAUAUGAUACCAUCUGCGUUCGACGGACGCAUUGUGGGCUGCUCCUGUAAGGGUAAUCGCUUUGUGAAUUGGAUGUGGUUGGAGAAGGGUGAACCCAAACGAUGCGAAUGUGGAUACUAUUUCCAAUUGAAGGAAAUAAAGCCAAUUUAAGACUUGCGACAGUUAACUUACAUUUAUAUACAUAUGUAUAUAUACACGUCAGAAAUUUAUUAAAUGUGCAUAAAAUAACUACUAAAA
Rhagoletis zephyria (snowberry fruit fly) is the source of this 586-nucleotide messenger RNA. Its product is annotated as cytochrome c oxidase subunit 5B, mitochondrial-like. Gene Ontology annotation, cellular component: respiratory chain complex IV; mitochondrial envelope. Gene Ontology annotation, biological process: mitochondrial electron transport, cytochrome c to oxygen. The record is from RefSeq and is a predicted model, not a curated record. NCBI's taxonomy places the organism in Eukaryota, Metazoa, Arthropoda, Insecta, Diptera, Tephritidae.